AUGCCCGAGCCUUCGGCACAAGCCAGGAUGGUUAUAGGGUCGUUGAAUCAGUUGAGUCAGAAGUCGCGAGCCAUGGACUGGACUGAGUUCAAAUUUCUAUGGUUGGGAUGGAGAUCGAACCACGAUCCAGAACUUGACCUUCAACUAAGUAUCCGCAUGGCAAAACCUCGUGCUGGCCGUGUGGAUGCUACACAGGACAUCGGAGCCACGUUUUGCCUGGACUGGGAUGCCUCUCAUUCGCGGGAACCCCCCAUUAAGUAA
Aspergillus tanneri is the source of this 261-nucleotide messenger RNA. RefSeq lists its product as uncharacterized. The transcript is spliced from 2 exons. Bases 1 to 261 code for a protein of 86 amino acids. Lineage: Eukaryota; Fungi; Ascomycota; Eurotiomycetes; Eurotiales; Aspergillaceae. The record is from RefSeq and is a predicted model, not a curated record.